CUCAGCAACCUUCGAGGACACAUCCAGUCCGUUUUGGUAUUGAACGUUCUGAAACUCUACUGCAAAGUCACCGCCAAGUGGUUCGCUGAGGCAAUCGGUCCUGAGGACUUUCAUGGUGAGGAGCCCCUCAACCUGGAUGCUGCCGCUGUGGAAGCUGUUGAUGUGCCCGGCCUGCUUGAUCGCUUCAUUGACCUGACCAAUGGUCUGAUGGAGAAGAUGGCACUGUUUGUACAUUCCGCCGAUCUGGAGGUGCAGGAGAGGCCCCUUUUCAACUACUCGUCUCUGAUAAACAUUACUCUUCGCUUCGCCAAUGUUCUUCCGUUUUAG
This is a messenger RNA of Dibothriocephalus latus, 327 nucleotides long. Lineage: Eukaryota; Metazoa; Platyhelminthes; Cestoda; Diphyllobothriidea; Diphyllobothriidae. The record is from the annotation of a GenBank genome assembly.